GUUUCUCAACCUUCCAUAGUAGUCUAUAAGUCGGUGGUACCAUGUGGUACAGAACGAAUAGAGGUUCAAAGGUUACGUAAUUUAAUGGUUCAGGAUCUGGCAACAGUGUUCAAUAGUGUUUGUUAACUCGUUGACUGCUGGCUGACUGCAAGACUGCAUCAAAUUAAUGAUUCGCGAUUGCAAGAGGUAGUGUUUCUAGAAGUAGGAAUAUUCAGUUCUCAAUGGGGCAUUACAAAUAUAUUCAUGAAAAAUCCACUUUCACAGAAGACAAAAAAUUGUUCUACGAGGAAAAUGGGUACAUAGUGAUAAAAAACAACGUCAGCCAUGACCUGUUGGAUAAAAUGCACCAGAGAUUUAUCGACAUAUGUGAUAAUAAUACAGAAGUCUACAACGCCCAAGUUCUUAAAGAUAAAGUUUUGAGAAGAAAGGGUAUGACAGGACAAUAUGUCGUCAACAAAUUACAAGAUUUUUUAUACGAUCCAGUCCUUUGGGAAUAUGCAAUUGACAAAAAUCUUAUCGAUAUAGUGGAAAAAAUAAUAGGGCCGAAUAUAACAGCAAUGCACUCCAUGUUAAUCAACAAACCACCAGAUAGCGAUCCAGAUUUAUCCAGGCAUCCAUUGCAUCAGGACCUUCAUUAUUUUCCCUUUCGACCACCGGACAAAAUCGUAGCCUCUUGGACAGCAAUGGAAAGGGUCUAUGAAGGAAAUGGCUGUCUCUAUGUUGUGCCAGGAUCACAUAAAUCUGGCCAACUUCAUAAACAUGAAUAUCCCGAGGGACAAAAACACUCAUUGUACCAUGGUAUCCAAGGAAUGGAUCAUCUUCCAAGAGUGAAUGUGUCAAUGGAUAAAGGCGAUACUGUAUUCUUCCAUCCUUUACUAUUCCACGGAUCGGGACCAAACUUCACAAAGGGAUUCAGAAAGGCAAUAUCCUGUCACUACGCGGCCUCAGACUGUCAUUACAUCAAUGUUACGAACACCGUCCAAGAGGAUAUCGCCAAAGAACUAGCAGAAGUUGUUGCAAAAAAAGGAGUCGAGUUGAGUUUCCAGGAUAUAUUCAGACUGAAAAGUAGACUGGUGAGAGGAUCCCCAGGAAAUAUGCAAAGACUGGAAAGUCACCUGUGAAAUUGAAUGAAUAAAUAGUGAAAUAUCAAAUAAAUAUUCAAAGAGUGAUUUCAUGUUUAUAUAAUAGAUUAUUAUUAUCAGUACUGAUCAACAUCAUUUGGUAUUACCUAUUGGACUUGAGGUGAAGGUAUAGGUACCUAACUGCUGCUAACAUCUUUUGUAUCAAACAAAGUGAUUAUUUUAAAUUUAUGGUAAAUAAAAGGUUACUGAAAUUGAG
Messenger RNA from Phaedon cochleariae (mustard beetle), 1338 nucleotides. The record is from the annotation of a GenBank genome assembly. NCBI's taxonomy places the organism in Eukaryota, Metazoa, Arthropoda, Insecta, Coleoptera, Chrysomelidae.